CGAACCAUGUCGGAGAUCCUGUGCCAGUGGCUCAACCAGGAGUUGAAGGUGUCCCGGACCGUGAGCCCCAAGUCAUUUGCAAAGGCAUUUUCCACUGGCUAUCUAAUUGGAGAAGUUCUGCACAAGUUUGAACUCCAAGAUGACUUCUCAGAAUUUUCAGAAAGCAGGGCUUCAGCUGCCAAACUUAAUAAUUUUUCUCGCUUGGAGCCAACACUGCACCUUCUGGGUGUGCAGUUUGAUCAGAAUGUGGCCCAAAGCAUCAUCACAGAACAGCCUGGAGCGGCCACAAAACUUUUAUAUCAAUUGUACAUUGCUCUUCAGAGAAAAAAGAAAAGUGGCCUCACUGGACUAGAACUGCAAACGAUGCAGCCCCUGACAAAUUUAAGACUUCAGAACAUGAGAAGUGAGGCUUUUCGAGAGAGACUUAAAAUCCUGAUACCACGUCAAACUGAUUUCAAUCUGAUGCGAGUUACAUACAGGUUCCAAGAAAAAUAUAGACGCAUGAGAGAAGAUGUUGACCGUGUGCAUUCUGAGAAACUUGAAAGAAUGCAAAAACUCAGCGAGGAGCAAAGAUGUUUUAAUAUCGAAAAGCAACGCUUAAGCAGAAGACGACAAAAUGAAAUAAUGGCCAAAAUCCAAGCAGCUAUCAUACAGAUUCCUAAACCGGCAUCAAAUAACACUUUGAAAGCACUAGAGGCCCAAAAAAUGAUGAAAAAGAAAAAGGGUGCAGAGGAUGUGGCCAAUGAGAUUAAGAAGUUUGAAGAAUUAAUAAAAAAGGAUCUUCAGGCAAAAGAAAGUGCCUCCAAGACUUCUGUAGAUACAGCAGGUCCGAUGACUACCGACUUGUUGAACACUUACUCGGAUGAUGACUACAUUAAAAAAAUCCAGAAGCGCCUAGAAGAAGAUGCUUUUGCACGAGAGCAAAGAGAGAAAAGACGGCGGAGACUGCUCAUGGACCAGUUAAUAGCACACGAAGCACAAGAGGAGGCUUACCGGGAGGAGCAGCUGAUUAACCGGCUGAUGCGGCAGUCCCAGCAGGAGCGCAGGAUUGCAGUGCAGCUCAUGCACGCCCGGCACGAGAAGGAUGUCCUAUGGCAAAACAGGAUCUUCAGAGAAAAGCAGUAUGAGGAAAGGCGACUGAAAGAUUUCCAGGAUGCACUUGAUCGAGAAGCGGCCUUGGCAAAGCAAGCCAAGAUUGAUUUCGAAGAACAGAUCCUUAGAGAGAAGGAAAUUCAUGAGCAGAUCGCUGUGGAAAGAGCUCAAGCUCGUUACAAAAAGCAUUAUGCAGUGUGUGCCGAAAUCUUGGAUCAGAUACUUGACUUGUCCACUAAGGUGGCAGAUUAUCGUAUGUUGACAAAUAAUCUGAUUCCACAUAAGAUGAUGCAUGAUUGGAAGGAGCUAUUUUUUAAUGGAAAACCCAUAUAUGAGCAAGCCUCCAUUAAGCAGAUAGCUGCUAAACCCACUGAAGAACAACUUAUAGAACUGGAGAAAAGGGAUUUGCUAGAUAGCAAUGACUAUGACGACUACAAGAACAUGGUUGGGGAGUGGGCCUUACCGGAAGAAAUGGCUGAAAAUUUACCACCUUCCAACAAUUGCAUAUUAGGCCAUGUGCUUCACAGACUAGUUGAAAAAUCUCUUCCUCCUCAAGUUGAAUCAACAGAACCUGAAUUACUUUCAUCUUCUGUUAAGGGAUGCUUAUUGGGUAAAACAUUUAGUGGGAAAACUACCACUCUAAAGUCUCUACAAAAAGACUUUCCUGUUAAGAUACUUUCUAUUGACACUCUUGUCCAAGAAGCUAUCCAAGCAUAUCAUGACAAUGAAAAAGUCAGUGAGGCCUCAUCAGCUCCUCAAGAGGAUAGGAAAGAAAACCAGCUCACUGUGCGGGCUGAGCUUGGUGCAAAAUCAGAACAAUUGCUGAAGAAAGGAAAGAGCAUUCCGGACAUGUUGCUGGUUAACAUCAUGGUAAACGCUAUUAAUGGGAUACCUGUGAAUCAGAACUGGAUCCUUGAUGGUUUUCCAAUGACGUUAAACCAAGCUCAACUUCUGGAGGAAGCUCUCACAGGCUGCAACAGAUACCUCAUGGAAGCAGAAGGAAAAGCAACACAAAUAUCUACACUGGCUGUGGAUCCUACAACUUCCAAAGAAGUACCUCUGCCCUCUUCUGCAUUUGAUUUUGUUAUACUAUUAGAUAUUUCUGAUAAUUCCUCACUGAGUCGCAUGAAUGAUGUCAUGGCUGAAGAGUUUUCACGUGAAAUUUCUCAUGAAGAUACCAGUCAGCAUGCAGCUGCUGAUAACCAGCAUGUAGAUGUGGAUCAUAAUUUGAGAGACCAGAUACAACACAGAAUUAUAGGCUUCUUGGACAACUGGCCUUUAUUGGAGCAAUGGUUUUCAGAGCCAGAAGAUAUUUUGAUAAGAAUCAAUGCUGAAAUAGAUAAAAACUCCUUAUGUCAAAAAGUAAAAGAAAUAUUUGCAACUGAAAUAGUGAAAAAAAAGAAUAAAGUUGAGAAAAGGUUAGAAGAAAAGGAAGCUGAGAAAAAAGCAGCUUCCCUGGCUGAGCCUCCGCCCGCUACUCCUCCUCCUCCUCCUGAACCAGAAAAAGAGAAGGAAACUCAUCAGCAGCGGGACCCUUCAAAAACGGCCCCUGCAAAAGGAAAACCGCAAUCAGAAACUUCACCUGGUAAACAAGAAUCUCUUCAGGAUGGAAAAGGAAAGAAAGGUGAGACUACACUUGGUUCCCCUAAAGGAAAACCCCCAGGAGGAAAAGUCCAAGUGAAGAAAUCACCUGUUGGCUCUACAGAUAUACCACCUACUCCAGUAGCACCACCGCCCCCUAAGCCAGGAUCUGAAGAAUGGGUCUAUGUGAAUGAACCAAUUCCUGAGGAAAUACCUUCAUUUUUAGUACCUUACUGGGAACUAAUAGAAAAUUCUUACAUAAACACCAUCAAAACCAUCCUCAGGCGUCUAAGAGAAGACCAGCAUGAUGUACUUAAAUACUUAUAUGAAAUUACAACAAGUUUCCAGGAGUUUCUAAGGCGUCCAGAUCACAAGCAAGAUUUUGUAGCUCAAUGGCAGGCUGAUUUCAACUCUUUUCCUGAUGACUUGUGGGAAGAUGAGGAAACCAAGGCUGAACUACACCAAAGAGUGAAUGAUUUACGAGACCGCCUGUGGGACAUUUGUGAUGCCCGGAAGGAUGAGGCUGAGCAGGAACGGCUGGAUAUCAUUAACGAAAGCUGGCUGCAGGACUCCCUUGGAAUCACAAUGAACCACUUCUUCUCACUGAUGCAGGCAGAACUGAACCGUUUCCAAGAUACAAAGAGACUCCUGCAAGAUUAUUACAGGGCAAUGGAACACAAAAUCCCAAUAGAUGACAGCAAGAGAUUUACUCGAAUCCCGUUGAUCCGACUGGAUAGUAAAGACAUUUCGGAAAACCAGCUUAGAAUUCCUCUGGUUCCUCGAAUAUCCAUUUCUCCAGAAACAGGCGUGCCCAGACCAAAAUUAAAAGCAAUACUGAAAGGCAAGAUUGAUUACUCACUAGAAAACGUGCAGACAAACUUUGAGGCAGAUGAGAGGUUGGUAAUGGACACCUGGCAGCAGGCUUCCUUAGCGAUAUCUAACAUGGUGGCUGCUGAAAUUCAUCAGAGGCUCAUAGAAGAAGACAAAGAAAACCAACCAGCAGAGUCAAAAGAGAAAUCUCCCCAGAUGAGUACGAACAAAAAAGGCAAAAAGGAAAAUGAGCCACCCAAGAAUAAAAAGGAAGACAAACAUGGAAAAGGUAAGUCACCACCUGUGGCUGAAGCUACUCCUGUAGUGUUCACAGCAGAGGAAAUCGCAGAGAUUGAAAGGAAAAAUGAACUGAGGCUCAAAAUAAAGGAGGAGCAUCUUGCUGCCCUACAGUUUGAAGAGAUAGCUACACAGUUUCGACUUGAAUUGAUAAAAUCCAAAGCAUUGUCUGUCCUUGAAGACCUAAUAACGAAGGUGGUCGAUACAUAUAAACUCAUGGAAAAAUGGCUUGGUGAGAGAUAUUUGAAUGAAAUGUCCAGUGUAGAAAAAUUAACAGAAAUAGCUCGCUAUCACAUUGAAACAGCUACAAAAAUCCAGAAUGAACUUUACUUAAACCAAGAAGAUUUCUUCAUUAAUGGUGAUAUAAAAGUCUUCCCAGAUCCACCCCUGCCAAAGCGUCCUCCACCUGUAGAAAAGGAAGAAGACGGCACCCUGACUAUUGAGCAGCUCGACAAUCUUCGAGAUCAGUUCUUAGAUAUGGCGCCUAAAGGCAUAAUAGGAAGUAAAGCAUUUACUGACAUUCUGCUUGAUUUGAUGACCUUGAACCUUGGAACAAACAACUUCCCUAGUAGUUGGAUGCACCUCACCCAGCCUGAAUUGCAGGAGUUGACAUACUUGUUGAUCGUAAACUCAGAGUUCGUGGACUGGAGGAAAUUCCUGUUAGUAACUGCAUUGCCUUGGCCCAUCCCUCUGGAAGAAGAGCUCCUGGAGACCCUGCAGAGGUUCAAGGCUGUGGAUGAGGAGCAGAUGGGCACCGUCACUUUUGAGCAGUAUAUGCAGGCUGGCCUGUGGUUUACGGGAGAUGAAGAUAUAAAAAUUCCAGAAAAUCCUCUUGAACCCCUGCCAUUUAAUAGGCAGGUUCAUCUUAUAGAGUUUUUCUUUAGGCUCUUUGCUGACUAUGAGAUGGACCCACCCCAGCUUGACUACACACAAAUGCUGCUGUAUUUUGCUUGCCACCCAGACCCUGUGGAAGGGGUCUACAGGGCCCUCAGUGUGGCCAUUGGAACUCAUAUCUUCCGGAAAGUCAAAGGUCCAGUUAUGACAGCAGAAAAGGCCUCCUCUGCUGAUCUGAGUCCCGUCGAGGGAUACGUGGAAACUGAGGAAACUGCUGAAAGAGAGGAGAGGGAGUUCACAGAGGAAAAGGAGGAAAGGGAUCAGAAGGAAGCGGAUAUCCCGGAAAAUGCAAACACUGAAAAGAUUUCCAUGGAAACACUACUCAGAGUGUUCCGAGGAGGAAGCGAAGUGAAGGAUGCGAACAGAUUUACCAGCCACCUUAAGAGAGAGAACAUUUAUGCAGAGAGUUUCAUAAAAGUAUUUCAAGAACUAGAGACCAAGGACCUGGAGCCAAUUGAAGUUGCUGUUCUCUUGAAGCAUCCUUUCAUCCAAGACCUGAUUGCAAAUUAUCCAGACUAUAAAAUCCCUGAUAUUAAAAUGAUUCUCCAAAGGAGUGUACAUGUAGCUGGAAGUGAUGGAGAGAGAUCACCCUCAAGACUUACAGAGGAAAAGAAAUGA
Lepus europaeus (European hare) is the source of this 5292-nucleotide messenger RNA. It is a transcript of the gene SPEF2, whose product is annotated as sperm flagellar 2. Bases 7 to 5292 code for a protein of 1761 amino acids. Gene Ontology annotation, cellular component: manchette; sperm midpiece. Gene Ontology annotation, molecular function: protein binding. Gene Ontology annotation, biological process: sperm axoneme assembly. The record is from RefSeq and is a predicted model, not a curated record. The transcript has 35 exons. Lineage: Eukaryota; Metazoa; Chordata; Mammalia; Lagomorpha; Leporidae.